AUGGAGUUUGUUUACAAAAUAGUUGACAUAGCUAAGAGAGCUUCAAACAACAAUACAGUGAUCAACGUUGGUUUGUUUUCGUCUUUUGCAUUACUGGGAGUGAGAUCUUGGAAUCAGCAGAAUACCGUUGAAGCUUUAGAAGCUGAGAAGGAAUCUCUAACCAAAUCCAAUAAGUCCAUUAGAAAGACUCUCUGGGAUUGGAAACAGCAGCUUUAUGCGGAAGCCGGAACUGAUUCGGCCCCUGUUCCUUUGGAAAGACUCCAAGCUAUUUAUGGAGAAGCCCCGCCACCUCAACAUUCUGCAUUUGGAGAUACUGCGAGCAAAGAUGCAAAUUUAUCUGCUCCAACCAAAAUGAUGAUCUGA
Molecule: messenger RNA, 363 nt
Organism: Lathyrus sativus (Indian pea)
Lineage: Eukaryota; Viridiplantae; Streptophyta; Magnoliopsida; Fabales; Fabaceae
Source: the annotation of a GenBank genome assembly